AUGCACAGGAUGGGUGGACCGAUGCUUAACGGUGGAGACAUCGGUAUCUCUGAUAUGGUGGACUCCGGAAUCGGCGGAACCUUGCAGCAGCCUCGGCCGCGGCCCCAGCCCAGGCCCCAGCCCGAGCCGUAUCCCAUGCCAUAUCCUGUUCCGGUACCAACACCGGUACCAAUACCAGUUCGUCCGGACGUUGUAAGACCAUACCCUGUGCGUAUCCCCGUACCUGUGCGUAUUCCACAGCCCAUUCCAGUCCGCGUCCCGGAGCCCAUUACCGUUCGCGUGCCGGAACCAUACCCGGUACCGUAUCCAGUCAAUGUCGGCGGGGGUUCUGCGCCUUCGAAUUCGGAUAGAUAUCGCGGUAAUUGUGACGAGUUUACCGCUGCAUGA
Molecule: messenger RNA, 387 nt
Organism: Dreissena polymorpha
Lineage: Eukaryota; Metazoa; Mollusca; Bivalvia; Myida; Dreissenidae
Exons: 1
Coding region: 1-387 (128 amino acids)
Source: RefSeq, a predicted model, not a curated record